AUGGGUGUGAAGAGGUCACCGAGCAUGUGUGCUUCUGUCGGAAUCCAAGGCAUCGCUUGGGCUUUCGGUGGUAUGAUCUUCUCUCUUGUCUACUGCACCGCUGGUAUCUCCGUUAAGGAGCAGUGGACACAUCAACCCAGCUGUUACGUUUGGUCUGUUCUUGGCAAGGAACUUUCACUCACACGAGCUGUGUACUACAUAGUGAUGCAGUGUUUAGGAGCUAUCUGUGGAGCUGGUGUUGUCAAGGGGUUCCAACCAAAGCAGUACCAAGCUCUAGGAGGUGGAGCCAACACGGUAGCUCCUGGUUACACCAAAGGAAGUGGUCUCAGAGCUGAGAUUAUUGGAACUUUUGUGCUAGUUUACACCGUCUUCUCCGCUACUGACGCUAAGAGAAACGCUUGUGACUCUCAUGUUCCUGUAAAUUCUUGCACCUCUCUCCCUAUCAGAUUUGCUGUGUUCUUGGUCCACUUGGCAACCAUCCCAAUCACUGGAAUUAAUCAAGCAAGGAGUCUUGGAGCUGCAAUCAUCUUCAGUAAGGACAAUGCUUGGGACGACCAUUGGAUCUUUUGGGUUGGACCAUUCAUCGGUGCUGCACUUGCUGCUCUGUACCACGUGAUAGUCAUCAGAGCCAUCCCAUUCAAGUCCAGAAGCUGA
Molecule: messenger RNA, 654 nt
Organism: Eruca vesicaria subsp. sativa (arugula)
Lineage: Eukaryota; Viridiplantae; Streptophyta; Magnoliopsida; Brassicales; Brassicaceae
Source: the annotation of a GenBank genome assembly